AUGGCCACCGCGGAGAAAUCGAGAUCUAGGUUACACGAAGCCACCAGCGACCCCGCCGUCGCCGCCGCCGGCGAUGAGGCCGCCGCAGAGGCUGCAGGAGAGGGGGAUGGGAGGCCACCAAGCUCCCCAUCAGGUCAUGUGUAUGAUGGCGAUGCGGCCGAGUCCUCGUCGGAGGAAUCCUCGUAUCCACCCAGCCCUCUGCUCCACAGACCCUACAUCCCCGACGACCUAGCUCAUAGGCCGGACAUACGUGCCGCCUUCAAGCACGCCAAGGCCCAAUACCAAGCAGAUUUAUUUACUAGCAAAAAAGUCUCUUGUCGGUUUGUCUUCACCUUGGAUCGCUGCUCUUCUGUUUCGUGCAUGUCUGACGAGCGACACCUUCUCCAUAUCCAUGAGCCUGCAAAGAGUGCUGUGCUUUUUGCCGCCAACUCUAUCAUCACCCUCUCAUCCUAUCUUGAUGAUGAGCCGCUGAAUAGGUGUUGUGCUUUGUGGAUCCAACGGGACGACAAGAAGAAUACCGCCGUGGUGUUGACGUCCCCGCAUCUCAUUCGCGCAAAGGAUCCUGACUAGUGAAUGGAUGAGUGGACGGGCGAAUAUCAUCGCAAGGCUGAGUUACAUCCGGGGUGUUACAUUGUUCACUUGUUUGAUGACACAACUGCAGUAGCCAGUCUCCUCUACCUCCAGAAGCACUAUGAAUUUGCUCUUUACGAGGUUGUAGUGAACAAACCGGUUCGACUGUCCACUUUUAAUGACAAUGUGCACUCUGGUCAAGAUGUGCUCCGACUUGGAAGAGAUGAAAGUCUUGAUCUAAGGAUAACCCAUGGUAGGGUGGAGUAUAUGAUUCCAGUCCCUUACGAGAGAUGUCACUACAUGUAUUUUUCCAACAAUGAACAUAGCUUGCGUGACGAUGGAGGCCCUAUCAUUGACUUGGAAGGGAAAGUUGUGGGAAUGGUUAACAAUCAAAUCAAUGAGACCUUUUUACCAACUUCUAUAUUGCACAAGUGCUUGGAUUCAUGGAGAAAGUUAAAGUGCAUCCCUCGGCCCCACCUUGGAAUGACCUUUACUUCCAUCAAGCUUCUAGAUCCUAUUUGUAUUGAGAGGAUGAGGCGUAAGUAUAACAUUGAGUCUGGUCUUAUUGUUGAAGAGGUGUCAAAAGAAUCAAAUGCUGAGAAACUUGGAAUCCGGAAGGGUGAUAUUAUUGAAUGUUUCAAUGGAGAAUAUACUUCCAGUACAAUUGAGCUGGAAAAGAUGUUGUUGGACAUAGGCAAGGACCAUUUUGAACAAGCAAAAUGCUUAAAUGCUGAAAUAGAUGUUCAAAUCCAAAUAUUUCGUGCCACAAAACUUUGCCGAAGAACUAAAAACUUGACUGUAAUUAUAUCGGAUUGUGGAGAGGACAUCAUCAUAGAAGCAAAAUAUGUAUCUAAUUGA
This is a messenger RNA of Triticum urartu, 1428 nucleotides long. The record is from RefSeq and is a predicted model, not a curated record. NCBI's taxonomy places the organism in Eukaryota, Viridiplantae, Streptophyta, Magnoliopsida, Poales, Poaceae.